Molecule: messenger RNA, 1813 nt
Organism: Scomber japonicus (chub mackerel)
Lineage: Eukaryota; Metazoa; Chordata; Actinopteri; Scombriformes; Scombridae
Gene: reep1
Product: receptor accessory protein 1
Exons: 8
Coding region: 87-1022 (311 amino acids)
Biological process (GO): endoplasmic reticulum tubular network organization
Cellular component (GO): endoplasmic reticulum membrane; endoplasmic reticulum tubular network; cytoplasmic microtubule
Molecular function (GO): microtubule binding
Source: RefSeq, a predicted model, not a curated record
CCGCAUCACGUUGCAGCUUGGACGCGCCUGUCAUCUGGAGGAAACUCCUCCCCACAGACAGCGCGUCCUGUCGCCUUUCCAGCGCAAUGGUCUCCUGGAUCAUCUCUAGACUUGUGGUACUUGUGUUUGGUACACUAUAUCCCGCCUACUCAUCUUACAAAGCUGUGAAGUCGAAAGAUGUGAGAGAAUAUGUGAAAUGGAUGAUGUACUGGAUAAUAUUCGCUCUAUUCACGACUGUGGAGGUAUUUACAGAUAUGUUUAUUUGUUGGCUUCCUUUCUACUAUGAGCUGAAGAUAGCCUUCGUGGUGUGGUUACUGUCCCCUUACACUAAAGGCUCCAGCGUGCUCUACAGGAAGUUUGUUCAUCCCACGCUUUCCUCAAAAGAAAAGGAUAUUGAUGACUACAUCUGCCAAGCAAAGGACAAAAGCUAUGACACGCUGGUGCAUUUUGGGAGAAAAGGGCUGAACGUUGCAGCCACAGCUGCAGUCAUGGCUGCAACAAAGAGUCAAGGAGUCCUGUCUGACAGACUGAGGAGUUUCAGCAUGCAGGAUCUGUCUUCCUACCAGUCUGACCCUGUCAAUACCGACUCUGGCACCACACAACCGGCACAAGCACAGCACCGGACCAGACCUCUGACACGCAGCAAGACAGAGGGCUACAACAAGGGACAGGAUUUUGACAUGACUGAGUUUGAGGUGUUGGGGUUAGACCUUCACUUGGAGACCAAGGAGUUGCUGUCCAAGACCAUUACACCCUCUGAGUCCCAGACCGAGACCGAGUCCGAGUCCACAACCCUCACUCCCCCACUGACUCCCCAGUUCUCCCUGUCCUCCACACCCUCUCCACCUGCCACUCCUCCACCUCAGGAGGAACCCGAGGAAGUAGGGAAAGGGGAGCAGGCAACAUCGAGCUCUCAGCAGCUCAGGCUGAUUAAGAGGAAGGCUCCUGAGCCACCUCGUAGGGUCUUAAGGCCUCUCACAAGAUCCAGGAGUGCUCUUUCUUCAAACAAUGAAGCCAUGUGAAACUGUCCUCAAGACUACUCCAGCUGCCUUUGCUGCAAGAAGUAAAAAAUACUGAAUGGCCAAAAGCUACAUGACUGAAGCAGCCUUGCUUUGGAAUAAGGUAUUACCAAAGUGACCUAUGAUGACCCCUCUAUACAUAUAUAGCUAGUGGCUCAUAAUUUAAAAAAUUAGGUUUGUGACACUGAAAUAGAGAAAUGAGUGAAUGGGCUCCAUGCUGGUAGAACAUUUUGAGUUUAUAAUUGAAUAUGUAUUUAUGUACAGUGUGUGUUUCAUCUUUCUGAUUUGAUUGUUUUUAUAUAUCAGGUUUGGGUAGGCAAUCGCAUGCGUGUCUUCCCAGUCAUUAGUCUGCUGUUAAUUACACAGAAUGUAUUGUCACUGAAUACUCCAGCUGGCAUUGAGAGUGACAUGGUCACUGAUUUGAGAAUGUGUUAACGAGCCAAGGAUCAAAAGAAAAGGCAUGGCUGUUUUCACCCUUUUUCAAUCUGUUCUGGAGAAACACCUGUGAGCAGAUGAAUUCUUCUAAUCACACCAAUUACCUGAGAAUUUACCCCAAAAAAUCACCCUACCAUGUAGUAAUGAGAUGGCAGACAGAAGUGGCAGAAAUAUUCUGUUAUUUACCUCUUUAUUAAAGCCUUAACGUAAGAGAUAGCAGACAUAUGAAAAUGUCUCUGUCUCACAUGGCGCUAAAUAUUUCUAACACUAUGUUCUCAUUAAACAAUCAUUUUGCACUAAGAAUAACUUCACUAAUAAUUACUGCCCUCAGUACUCUGAAAUGGCCAAAAAAAACCAAA